Molecule: messenger RNA, 828 nt
Organism: Salvelinus sp. IW2-2015
Lineage: Eukaryota; Metazoa; Chordata; Actinopteri; Salmoniformes; Salmonidae
Source: RefSeq, a predicted model, not a curated record
AUGUCUCAAAAGGACUCCGUCCCCAGCUGGUUAUUGCGAAGAAACAGCACAUUGACGAUUAUUGAAGACCUUUCCCUGCCCUUAGUCCCCUUCGAGGACUGCAGCUCAACCUGCAACUACGCUGCAACCAUCAUUCCUCCAUUCUACCAUACCCUCUCACUGCUCGGUAUCUUUGGAAACGUCUGCAGCCUGGUGAUCUGCCUCAAACCGUCUCGACCUUGGAGUAUCGGCUCCAUCGGAGUACUCAACCUAGCUCUGUGUGACCUAGCGUACCUGGCCUCCAUACCGCCCAGGGCUAUCUAUGUAAGUGAGAACUAUGACUGGAGCAUGGGCAGUUCACUGUGCAUCCUGAGUAACAUACUCCACUUUGUGGGUCUGACCUCCAGCACCAUGUUUAUCUGUGUUGUCAGCACCGACCGCUUCCUGGCUAUUGUCUUCCCACUCGAGUCACGGAUGGUCCGCACCCCCCGCAACGCUGCCCUGGUCUCACUGCUCCUAUGGGCCAUUACCGUCCUGCUCAUUUACCUCAGCUAUCCUAACAUCAACUACAGGGAGCGGAAGAGCGGCAUCCGCUACUGUGGAACUGUGGUGACCUCAAGGUUCAGGUACAGCGCAGCCACCUACAAUCUGUUAUCCUACUACUCUGUGCAGGUGUCUGUUCCCUUGCUCCUCAUCAUCCCUUCCUACGUGAAGAUUAUAGCCCGGAUGAGGCAGUCGCGGCAGCAGUGGGCUGCAGGCAACAUGCAGGGCCGGGGGGACAAGACCAUCUGGCUGAUUGCAGUUUUCAUAGCCAAUUUCUUGGUGUGCUGGUGUAAUGCCUGUACAUGA